AUGAUUUGGCUUAUAGUUCAGGUCUUCAUCCUGACACUUUUCUUCCAGACUCUUUACAGAGGACUCAACAGCCCUCUAUCUCACAUCCCUGGACCAUUCAUAUCACGAUGGACUAGUUUAGUUGUGACGUUUCACUGGUUUAGAGGUGAUAAACCUGCCUACAUUGACGCGCUGCAUAAAAAAUAUGGCCCUGUUGUGCGUAUCAGUCCAGAGGAAAUUGACAUAUGUGACACAAGUGCUGCAAAAGAAAUCUACAAGGUAGGCGGCCGUUUCUUGAAGUCAGAAUGGUACCAGCUUUUGAUCCCACGUCGUUCCGAGUCUUUGUUCUCUAUGCUGGACUGGCACUUACAUUCGGCUCGUCGACGCCUGCUUGCAUCACCGCUCUCAGACUCUUCUUUGACAACACGCUUCGAGUCACAAAUUCGAGACAGGGUUAAACUAGCAAUCAGCAAGAUCUCGGAGGAAAUGGAGUGCAGGGGGUUAGUGGAUGUAUUCAAGUGGUGGCUGUUCAUGGCGACGGAUAUCAUAGGCGAACUGAGCUUUGGGGAAUCGUUUCGAAUGCUGGAAAAGGGACAAAAAAACCAAUACAUUCAUGACCUAGAACACAUAGCGUCUCUUGCACCCAUCCGGACCACAUUCCCAUUUCUAGUGGAUCUCGGAGAAAUCCUUCCUCUCCCUAUCUUCAGCAAGACAGCGAAAGUAAUUGCCAGGCUAGACAAUUACGCAGUUGAGUCAAUUGAGCGGUACAAAUCGCUUCUUGCUAAGGAUACCUUGUUCACAAGGCUUAGCAAUGCAGGCGAAAGGGGUAUUUCAGAUCAGGAAACUCUCAAUGAAGCCAGGGGAUAUAUUGUGGCCGGUAGCGAUACAACUGCGGUGACGCUUACCUAUCUUGUUUACGCAGUAUGUAGCGAUAGUCACAUCCGCAGCACCCUCGUUUCUGAGUUGAAUGGCCUCCCCGACAAAUUUACAGACAGGGAUACACGCAAUCUCCCAUACCUGAACCAGGUCAUCAAUGAGACAUUAAGGCUGUAUACAGCUGUUCCAGGACCAUUGCCAAGAGUAGUUCCAGAAGAGGGAGCCUGCCUGGCGGGAUAUAAUAUUCCCGGAGGAGUAACUGUGUCUACCCAGGCGUAUAGCAUGCACCGCGAUGAGAGGAUAUUCCCUGAUCCACACAAAUUCAAACCAGAGCGCUGGUCCUCACCAACUAAGGCAAUGAAAGAUGUUUCUCUGCCAUUCGGAGGUGGAUCCCGCAGCUGA
Molecule: messenger RNA, 1257 nt
Organism: Aspergillus tanneri
Lineage: Eukaryota; Fungi; Ascomycota; Eurotiomycetes; Eurotiales; Aspergillaceae
Product: cytochrome P450
Exons: 5
Coding region: 1-1257 (418 amino acids)
Molecular function (GO): oxidoreductase activity, acting on paired donors, with incorporation or reduction of molecular oxygen; iron ion binding; heme binding
Source: RefSeq, a predicted model, not a curated record